This is a messenger RNA of Fusarium poae, 867 nucleotides long. RefSeq lists its product as uncharacterized. Bases 1 to 867 code for a protein of 288 amino acids. The record is from RefSeq and is a predicted model, not a curated record. Lineage: Eukaryota; Fungi; Ascomycota; Sordariomycetes; Hypocreales; Nectriaceae. The transcript has 4 exons.
AUGCGUAAUAUCCCAGUGUCCUUGAGCCUCGACAAUGAGGACUUGGUUACCCUAAAGGGUAGGGUUAUUCUUGUCACAGGUGGUUCAUCUGGUAUCGGUUUGGCUACUGUCAAGCUACUACUCUCAUUCGGGGCUAUGGUAGUCAGCGGUGAUUUGCAGCCUCCCCGAAACCAGAUGAAAGGUACAUUCGAAUUCGUCAAGACGGAUGUUACUAGAUGGGAAGAGCUACUAGUGCUCUUCAAUAAGGCCAAGGAGCUAUAUGGCCGUAUCGAUCACGUUUUUGCCAACGCCGGUAUUGGACCACGAGCUGAUUACUUGUCUUCGCGACUUGACGAGAAUGGCAACCUGAUGGAACCCUCUAGCCAGAAUCUCGACACAAACCUCAAAGGCGUCAUCAAUACCUCUACUCUGGCGAUUCAUCAUAUGCGACAGCAAAAAGACGGGGGGAGUAUCGUUAUCACUGGAUCCGCAACCGGCCUGCAACGAUUCCGGGCCGUUGACUAUACCACUACCAAACAUGGAGUUCUCGGUUUCGGACGAGGACUUAUCCCUUUGCUUGCAUCUGCUCAAAUUCCGAUACGUGUCAAUACCUUGGCACCCAGCUGGACUGACAGCGAGGUCGUCCCUUCCUUGAAAGCCUUGCUGAAUAACAUAAACGCGGACGUACAACCAGCGUAUGCAGUAGCUCGCUGUGCUUGUUACCUCAUGGCCGAUACCUCUAUGAAUGGACAACUCGUUCACGUAAAACGUGGAAGGUACGUCGAAGUUGAUGACGCUGUGUUGCUUCCGGCAUACGAUAAGGUCAAUGGCGAUGGUUGCCCGAGUGAGGAUGAAGCUUUCGAGCGGCUCGUAGCGCCAGCUGCAUAG